GCUGGCGGAAGCGGCGCCAGGCGCCGGGCGGAAGUGGGGCGGCGGCGGCGGCGGCGGCGGGACGGACCCCGGGGGCCAUGGAGGAUCCCGGCCCCGGGCCCGGCCCGGCCGCGGACAGCCCAGCGGAGCUCAGCGCCCCGGAGCUGGAAGGGGAGUGCCACCGCGGUGCCUACACAGCCUUCAUGAAGUCUCACUGCUGCUACGACCUCAUCCCCACCAGCUCCAAGCUGGUUGUCUUUGACACCUCCCUGCAGGUGAAGAAGGCUUUCUUCGCCCUGGUCACCAACGGCGUGAGGGCAGCGCCGCUGUGGGACAGCAAGAAGCAAAGCUUCGUGGGCAUGCUGACCAUCACUGACUUCAUCAACAUCCUGCACCGCUACUACAAAUCGCCCAUGGUGCAGAUCUAUGAGCUGGAGGAGCACAAGAUAGAGACCUGGAGAGAGGUUUAUCUCCAAGACUCCUUCAAGCCUCUGGUUUGCAUCUCCCCCGGUGCCAGCCUCUUUGACGCUGUCUCCUCCCUGAUCCGCAACAAGAUCCACCGGCUGCCGGUCAUCGACCCCGACUCGGGCAACACCCUCUACAUCCUCACCCACAAACGCAUCCUCAAGUUCCUCAAGCUCUUUAUAGCAGAGGUGCCCAAGCCUGACUUCAUGGGCAAGACCCUGGAGGAGCUGCGGAUUGGCACCUACAGCAACAUCGCCGUGGUGCGCAGCAGCACGCCGCUCUACGUGGCGCUGGGCAUCUUCGUGCAGCACCGCGUCUCCGCCCUGCCGGUCGUCGAUGACUCGGGGCGCGUGGUUGAUAUUUACUCCAAGUUCGACGUCAUUAACCUGGCAGCGGAGAAGACCUACAACAACCUGGACGUGACGGUGACGCGGGCGCUGCGGCACCGCUCCCACUACUUCGAGGGGGUCCUCAAGUGCUACAAGCAUGAGACCCUGGAGGCCAUCAUCAACCGCCUGGUGGAGGCAGAGGUUCACCGGCUGGUGGUGGUGGACGAGAGCGACGUGGUCAAGGGCAUCGUCUCCCUCUCCGACAUCCUGCAGGCCUUGGUCCUCCCCCAGGGCCCCUGAGGGGGGGAUUUGA
Messenger RNA from Dryobates pubescens (Downy woodpecker), 1086 nucleotides. RefSeq names its product protein kinase AMP-activated non-catalytic subunit gamma 1 (gene PRKAG1). NCBI's taxonomy places the organism in Eukaryota, Metazoa, Chordata, Aves, Piciformes, Picidae. The transcript is spliced from 12 exons. The record is from RefSeq and is a predicted model, not a curated record. The coding region runs from base 78 to 1073 and encodes 331 amino acids.